AUGGCUGGGACUACCCCAGUGAUUCUGAGGACACCUCGAACUACUCGCCUGGAGAUGCCUGAUUCUCUCCACCAAACAUUGGCUUCUACGGAUACAGACACAGUCACUUGGACAGACCUUGAACUUCACAACUUCAUGGCCAAACAAUUAGAGACUCCCGAAGUCCAGGCCAUUGCUUCGAGAGACACGAUAGAGCAUGACCAAGCUAUCAACGCGAUAGCUCGACACUUCGAGCUAGAUAAAAUGCUCUCUUCAAUCGAACCCAGCUCCGAUCUCGACCUGGCUGAAAUUUGCGAGCGCUAUGACAUGCCGGAGACACUCCGACUCUCUUGA
Fusarium subglutinans is the source of this 333-nucleotide messenger RNA. RefSeq lists its product as uncharacterized. The transcript has 2 exons. Lineage: Eukaryota; Fungi; Ascomycota; Sordariomycetes; Hypocreales; Nectriaceae. The record is from RefSeq and is a predicted model, not a curated record. The coding region runs from base 1 to 333 and encodes 110 amino acids.